Molecule: messenger RNA, 1053 nt
Organism: Ziziphus jujuba (common jujube)
Lineage: Eukaryota; Viridiplantae; Streptophyta; Magnoliopsida; Rosales; Rhamnaceae
Product: MADS-box transcription factor 18
Exons: 1
Coding region: 1-1053 (350 amino acids)
Biological process (GO): positive regulation of transcription by RNA polymerase II
Molecular function (GO): RNA polymerase II cis-regulatory region sequence-specific DNA binding; protein dimerization activity; DNA-binding transcription factor activity, RNA polymerase II-specific
Source: RefSeq, a predicted model, not a curated record
AUGGGUCGUGGAAAAUUGAAGAUGGAACUCAUAGAGAAUGAAAAAUCAAGGAGAUUAACUUUUCAGAAAAGAAAAAAGGGAUUGACAAAGAAGUGUUCUGAAUUAUCUACUCUGUGUGGUAUAGAUGUUUGCACCAUAAUCUAUGGUCCUAAUAAUCAUACCAAGGACCCAUCAGUGGAGCUUGAAACAUGGCCUAAAGAUCACAUUGAAGUCAUACGUAUCAUCCAAAGAUAUCAAGCGGCCACCAUUUACAAGCCUCCAAAGAAAACCUCUAAUUUGUCUGACUUUUACAUUGAAAGGAAGAAGAACAUUGAUUCUAAAAUCGACAAACUUCGUAAAGCCAAGUACCCAAUUUCAGAUGAGCUCAUCACCCAUUACUGUGCUUCAUCUGGGGAUCAUCAACUUGGUCUCCUUCUUGGUAGAUUGGAUUCGAAGAUUGAAGCUGUGAAGCGCAUGAUUGAAUUUAGGAAGCAGAACCAAGUGAUUAAUUAUAACCCACACGAUCACGUUGACCACCUGUUUGAUCAAAAGUUUGUUUCUUUUAAUAAUAAUAAUAUCCCACAGCUAGAUCAGAUGGUUCGAAGUGUUCCAAUGCCUCAGUAUGUCUAUCCAAAUCCUAUGAUUGAUCAUAAUCAGAUGAGAAUGAUGAUGAUGAUGAAUGAUCAAGCAGCAGCUAGUGGGUAUGAUCAUCAUCAAAAUGUUGCUGCUGGUACUUCAUCAAGCUCUGACAGUGUAGUUGAUUAUAAUCAGUACAGCUUGUAUAGUAAUAAUCCUUUGUCAAGUGGUGGUGGGACAGGUUUUUUUGAUCCAACGGUUGGAAUGGUAGAGAAUUAUAUGCUGUUGAACAAUAUUGGUAACAAUAGUAUUCCUAGUUCUUCAACGAGCCAGUAUUGCCAGCAGCAGCAACCAUUGCAGAUGAUGCCAAUCAUGCAGUACUAUCCCUCUUCCAUCGAGUUGCCAGGAAUCCCUUCUCAAAUGAAUGUUUCUGAUCACAAAGGGAAAUCCCACUUUGAUGAAAUCACUGACUUCUAUCUCAAGAAUGAGAAACUUUGA